Molecule: messenger RNA, 3558 nt
Organism: Pocillopora verrucosa
Lineage: Eukaryota; Metazoa; Cnidaria; Anthozoa; Scleractinia; Pocilloporidae
Source: RefSeq, a predicted model, not a curated record
UGGUUAUUAUUAGGAACUAUUCGACCUUUCUUCUGAAACUGGAAGUUCCAUGAACAGUGAAGAAGGCAGACUGUACGUGGAUAUGAGACAACUUGGUUCAAAUUUCCUUAUUUUCUAACAAUGGGGUUACCUGAAAUAUAACCUCGUGUUAUGAGAUACCUACAGAAGGCCAAGAGGGAGAAAUUGGAGGAAGAGGGUUUGAUGAACACUGCAUCAGAUCCUUUAGUUGAAGAAAGAAUUUCCACUAGAUAACAAGGAGCAGUUUCUUGUGUAUUCUUGAGUUACUGUUUUCCUUCAAAAGAAAUGUAUUCGUUGUCUAGUGUGAUUACCGAUGUUGAGUUUACGCCAGCUAUGGUCGGUUUGAAAGGAAAAAUUCCCAAAGAGGAGUGUCUGCUAGAUGAAGCCCAGCCUGCGCAAAGUUUGAAAAAAGACACCGAGGUUUCACCCAUGGAAAUCAUUGACGGGCAACCCACGUCUGCUGUAGAAAGCCAAUCAGCUGAGGCGAAUUCUGCCAUCAAUAUUGAAACAGAAAUUACUCGUGAGAAUGAUUUUAUUGUGUUUACAUUGUCACUUGGUGCAACACCAGAUCAGUUGUCUGCUGUAGAUGAUUCAUUGAAUAAAGUUUGUUCUUCUAGAGCCAACAGUGAGAAUAGAGCUGUGUCUGAGAAAGAUUUUGAUAAAGUGACAUGGUCAUCUACUGAUGAUAUAAAAUUGCAACAAGGUUUGGUGGAGAAUGAGUCUUGUCUUGGUGAAUGGAAAAAUUCUGAUUCUAUAGACAAGUCGUCAGGGGAUGUGCUGGUGAAGGAGGAAGAGAAAAUACCAUCUGAGGUAAUGGCUUCUGUUGCAGAAGAUUUUUCACUUGAUGUACAAGGUCCUUGUAUUAGUUAUUCACCCAGAGAAUAUUCCAAUGAUUUGAGAUUGUCCUUGUCAUCUUCAUUGAUGAAAGAAGUGUCUAACAGUGAUGAUGUGUUGGCCUUUGCUGCAAGUGGAAAACAGUAUUUUCCUGAUAUUUAUCAAGUAACUGACAAUAUUGAUAUACAAGUUUUGAGAAGAAUAGUGUCCACGCUGAAUGAGACAUCAAUAGAAAGACACUGUAGUCUUCUGGGAGCUGACAAGAAAACUGGAGAUACACCAACCACUAAUUCUAAAUUGUUAAUGGUAGGAAGCAGUAAUGAGGAUAUUGAGGAAGAUAUAUCAAAUAGAUUGUCUGCUAACAAAGAAGAUGAAACAAAUCAGGAGUCUACGUCAAAUGCUGAAGAUCCUGAUUUGAGCCAGACUGAAGACUGUGGCUGUUUGGAAGAAACAGCUAGCAUUUCUAAGUCACCAUUACUAGACAAGGAAGUUACAGAAACACUAUGUGAAGAUACUAUAAGUGUCUUGGUGACUGCGCAGAAAGAUGCCAUUCUUGAAAGGAAGGAGGAGACACCAUCUUGCUGCAGAAAUCUUGAUCAACCCAAUAACACCCAAAUCACUGAAGUCAAGGAUGACUCUUAUGAAACUCCCCUUCACUUGUGUCUGCAUACAUUUUUGUGUGAGUCCUUGUGUCGUUUCAGACAUCAUGAACUGAUUCAGCUGUUGUGUGCCACACCCGACCAUCGAAGUAUUAACUCAGCGACAGUGGAAAGCAAAUCAUUGUUAAAUUUCAGAAACUAUGUGAAUGAUAAUUUGUGCGAUAUCCAUCGUGAUAUCCCAGAGCCAUCAUCAAAACUGCGUUUUCCAAUCGUUCACCUUGCCUGUCUUCUUGGUAAAUACAAGGCAUUAGAAGAACUGUCCAAAAUUGGUUUUGAUCCUGUGAGCCAGACGUCAAAAACCAAAGAGACACCUUUACAUAUGGUCAUGCGGUUAAUACGUCAUUUUGAAGGAACGACGCAUAAUCUCUUUCUGUCUGAUGUUGUUGUAAACAUCUUGAAGACUUUGAGUCGCACAACUUCUGUAAAGGUUUUGUUGUCAAUCAAAGAUUGCAGAGGAAAUACAGUUUUUCAUUCUUUAGCGGAAUUGAUGGGUCAGAGGAAGCUGCCCUUAUCGGCAGCAAUGUUUCUUGUAUACAUGUUCAGAGUCUUUGUCCAUUUUCUUCUGAAAGAUCUAAGUUCUUCAGAGGUUCGGUCGGCAUUGUGGAGUUCUUUAAAGGAGAGAAACGAUAUUGGGCAAUCUGUUGAGUUAUUAUUAAUGAGAAGUCUGCAUGGCGCACCUCUGUUGAAGUUCCUCCAACAUCAUCUAUGUGGUACAAGGGAGAGCUCAAGGGUAAAUAGCGCACUGAAGCAUGAAGAAGUUUGUGUGAAACCUGAGUCAGAUGAAACCUCGCCUGGAGCUCUAAAAGAAAAUCAAGGGCUACUCACAUCUUCAGACAGCAUCACGACCGCUGAUCCUUCAACCGACUCGCACGCACACUUACUAAGCGGGACAAGACAUGCAAGUAUUGUGGAUUUUAUUCUUUCUACUCAGUGUGCAAUCAGCAACUCAGAAAAAAGAACCAUUUUGGCACAAUUCCGUGCGGAGUACGACAAAAGACUCAAGUCUAUGGAGAAAAGGGUUUUGGACGUGAAACAGCUUCUACCACAGACGCCACGACAACUUAAAUUAAAACGAAAUAAUUUGAUGAAAGAAGCUCGUAAGGUCAAAUCGAGAAUUAGUUGGAAUACAGGGGCAAUGCGGAAAGCUAUAGAUAAAAGGAAUAAACAGCGACGAGAGUAUAACAAGAUUAAUGAAACAAUCAGUUUGGUCCAUGAACUGAAGAAAGUUAUCUAUGGGUAAAUUAUUUGUCCGCACUUAUCUUGUUUAAGUGUGAAAAGUGAGAAUAUACGUCCAAGAUUCGUCACAUCGGAACUCAGAGCUCGAACAUUCCAUCCCUGCUGAAAGAUUUAAAAGUUGUCAAGCUUAUAAUAUCGUGGAAGAGUAGAUCUUCCACUUAAAGUCGUGUGAAAUAUGAAAUUUCGUUCUUUAGUACAAAGAUGUAGAUAAUUUUUAGCAUGGUACGUUGCGUUUUUUCUUUUUUUGUAGACCACGUGUAAAGAAAUUUAUUAGUGUAAUUUGUUAACGUAAAGUGCAAAAUUAUACUGAACGGAAUGCCACAGAAGAUGUGUUGUUAAAAUUACCUCGAUAGAUCUGGGCGGUUCUUAGAUGGUCCUUUGUCAGGGCAAAACCUUCGCUCUGACGAAGAGCUAACGCUCGAAACGUCAGCUUAGAAAGUCUUUAAAAGGCCAAUUUACAUUAUCAUUCAGCUGAAAAAACCAAAUUACCUUGUUAUACUUCCCCACCGACGCAACACCACAGUUUCUUUAGAAACUUACGGUCCUCCCUUGUGACAAAUAAUUUUAGUUCAUUGUUAUAAUCUAAUUUGCGCUUCUCUCCCAGUGUCCAACGUAUUAUCUUUAUUUAUACAAACUUAACAAUUUUAAUCGUUGGUAUGUCUUUAUGAGUUGUUCUUAAACAGAACAGGAUCGAUCAACUCGUCUAAAAUGAAAACAAAAUCGAUUCGACAUUGCAUGUAUUUCCAUCUGUACUUGUGACAGAUUUUUUUUAACAUACCCUUACAUUCUGAGGGUCUCAAUGAGGUGAUGG